AUGCCUAUCGUGCCGGAGCUGCGUCCUCAGGACGUGGGCACUCCUCUCCCUAUCAACCCUGCCGUGCCCGUGGAGACAUACACGUAUGACUACAUCGUCGUUGGUGGUGGCACUGCUGGCUGUGUCUUGGCUUCACGGCUAAGCGAAGAUCCCUCCGUAUCGGUGCUCCUGGUUGAGCAGGGGCCGGUGGCGGACACCUGGGCAUCGCGUAUCCCGCUCAUCUCUGGGAACCCGUACCGCAAUGGCACCCUUGCCGCAACGUGGUGGUCGCAGCCCAUGCCCCAGCUCGAUGGACGCGCGAUCCAGGUCAUGCGUGGAGAGGCUCUGGGCGGGACGUCGAGGAUAAACGCGUUGCUGUACACGAGGGGUCCUCCUGGCGAUUAUAACCGAUGGAAGGAGCUCGGGUGCGACGGUUGGGGAUACGCUGACCUCGAGCCAUACUUUGCGAAGUCGGAGGAAACCCUCAGCCACCCGGGAUCACAGUUUCGCGGAACGAAAGGACCUUGGGUGAACCGCCAAUGGAAAACAUAUCCGUACAAGAUAGUAGACAAAGUCAUUCCUGCUCUUGAGAGUGCAAACAUCCCAUGGGCAGACGACCUCAAUAAUCCCGCUGCUUCCGCAGCAGUAAUGGGCGCGCUCGACGUGAUUCAGGACAAGGGCUUCCGCCGCGCAUCGACAUACCAUGCGUUCCUCCCGGGCAACCUCGCGCAGGACCGCAAGGCGCGUCUCAAGAUAUGCACGAAUACGAUCGUGACGCGACUCGAUUUGGCGGACGAAGACGGGACUGUGCGGGCGAGGGGCGUGCAUAUCGCCGCCACCAACCCGCGGAAGGCGCAGUGCACGUAUUACGCGAAGGCGAGACGUGAAGUCGUACUAUCGGCUGGCGCGCUGGGGUCUCCGCAGAUCUUAAUGCUGAGUGGCAUCGGACCGAGGGGUCACCUUGAAGAAAAGAACGUGCCUGUUGUGCUCGACAUGCCCGCGGUCGGGAACCACCUACAAGACCACAUUGGAGUUCCGCUCACGUACCAAGUGCCGAUGUCCGACUCGCUGCACCAGCUUGAGAACAGCAUCUUCUCCGCGCUCAAAGCUGCAUUCACCUACGUCGUCACCGGUCGCGGUCUGUUCUCCAGCCCAUUCCAGAGCAUCACAAGCUUGAUUCCGACGCGCCUGCUCGACGACCAUACUGGCCGUAUCGUCGCGCCCGACCCCUCCGCACUCGAUGCGUCUAUCUCUGCGAACCGGCCCGACCUCGAGCUCAUGCCGCUCGCGAAUAACUGCACGGACGCGGACAUCCCCGGAAAGGGCGUAUUCACGCUCCUCCCCACGCUCGUCCUGCCCAAGUCUCAAGGCCGGGUACGGCUAGCAUCGAACAAUCCCCGCGCGCGACCGGACAUCGAGCUCGGGUUCUUCACGGACCAAGCUGACUACCUCCCACUCCGGAAGGGCGUGCGGCUCGCGCUGCGCGUCGCCGAGGAGAUCCGGCGCACGGGGUACCCACUCCAGGAACUCAUCGUGCCCGACGGCGACGGUGACUCGGACAUAGACGCGUUCAUCCGGAAGAAUCUGCGCGACUGCUUCCACUACACGUCGACGUGCCACAUGGGUGCGGAGGCUCACGGGUCGCAGCCGAGCGUCGUGGACACGGCGCUACGCGUGCACGGGACGCGCGGGCUGCGCGUGUGCGACACAUCGGUGUUUCCGGAAGUGGUGGCGACGCAUACGAUGGCGCCCGCGGUGGUUGUGGCGGAGAAGUGCGCCGCACUGAUGCGCGCGGCGGCGAAGGUGUGA
Molecule: messenger RNA, 1788 nt
Organism: Trametes versicolor FP-101664 SS1
Lineage: Eukaryota; Fungi; Basidiomycota; Agaricomycetes; Polyporales; Polyporaceae
Product: alcohol oxidase
Exons: 7
Coding region: 1-1788 (595 amino acids)
Molecular function (GO): flavin adenine dinucleotide binding; oxidoreductase activity, acting on CH-OH group of donors
Source: RefSeq, a predicted model, not a curated record